GCAACCAGGGCUGGACCUCUACCAGGUUAGGAGGACAAGGGCAGCACGGAAGAGAGAGAGAGAGAGAAGCAGCAACUCUUGAAGAGGAAAGUCAGGAAACUAUCCCGUCCACUGCAUUACAUCUCAUCACACAUCUGCGAGGAUAACGCGCGUCUGAGUACUCAAGGAAAAGAACAAAAAACGGCACAAUGAUGAUGACCCAGAUGGAGACAACGGUGCACUAUGACAACGGCUACGAGGAAGAGUACAUGUUACAGGAGGAUGAAUGGGACAGGGACAUGCUGCUGGACCCUGCCUGGGAGCAGCAGCAGAGGAAAACCUUCACAGCCUGGUGUAAUUCUCACCUGAGGAAAGCCGGAACUCAAAUCGAAAACAUUGAAGAAGACUUCAGGAAUGGAUUGAAACUCAUGCUGCUUCUGGAGGUCAUCUCAGGAGAGAGGCUACCCAAGCCAGACAGGGGGAAGAUGCGGUUUCAUAAGAUUGCUAAUGUCAACAAAGCAUUGGAGUUCAUCACAAGUAAAGGGGUGAAACUGGUCUCCAUAGGAGCAGAAGAAAUUGUGGAUGGGAAUGUGAAGAUGACACUUGGAAUGAUUUGGACCAUCAUCCUCCGCUUUGCCAUUCAAGACAUAUCUGUGGAAGAAACAUCUGCCAAGGAAGGUCUUCUCCUGUGGUGUCAAAGAAAGACUGCCCCCUACAGGAAUGUUAAUGUCCAAAACUUCCAUGUCAGCUGGAAGGAUGGCCUGGCAUUCUGCGCCCUGAUUCACAGGCACAGACCCGACCUCCUCGACUUCUCUAAGCUCAACAAGGAUGAUCCACUGGGGAACCUGAACCUUGCAUUUGACAUCGCUGAAAAACACCUGGACAUUCCCAAAAUGCUGGAUGCAGAAGAUAUCAUCAACACCCCCAAGCCUGAUGAGAGAGCAAUCAUGACCUACGUGUCCUGCUUUUACCAUGCUUUUGCUGGCGCUGAGCAGGCUGAAACAGCAGCCAACAGAAUCUGCAAGGUGCUUGGCGUAAACCAAGAAAAUGAAAAACUGAUGGAGGAAUAUGAGAGACUGGCCAGUGAGCUGCUGGAGUGGAUCCGCCGCACCACUCCCUGGCUGGAGAACCGGACCCCAGAGAAGACCAUGGCAGAAAUGCAGCGGAAGCUGGAGGACUUCAGGGAUUAUAGACGCCAGCACAAGCCCCCUAAAGUACAGGAGAAGUGCCAACUGGAGAUUAACUUUAACACCCUGCAGACCAAGCUGCGCAUCAGCAAUCGCCCUGCUUUUAUGCCCUCUGAAGGAAAGAUGGUUUCUGACAUAGCCAGUGCGUGGCAGGGUCUGGAGCAGGCUGAGAAAGGCUUUGAGGAGUGGCUCCUUACAGAGAUUCGCAGGCUGGAGAGGCUGGACCACUUGGCAGAAAAGUUCCGCCAAAAAGCCACCAAUCAUGAAAACUGGGCCAGUGGAAAAGAGCUGAUCCUUUCCCAGAAGGACUACGAAACAGCCACCUUGAUUGAAAUCAAAGCCUUGCUUCGAAAACAUGAGGCCUUUGAGAGUGACCUGGCAGCUCAUCAGGACAGAGUGGAGCAGAUUGCUGCCAUUGCACAGGAACUAAAUGAACUGGAUUACCAUGAUGUUGCUUCAGUGAACCAACGCUGCCAGAGCAUCUGUGACUCUUGGGACAAGUUGGGAACUCUUACUCAGAAGAGGAGAGAGUCACUUGAGCGCACAGAAAAGUUGCUGGAGACCAUUGAUCAGUUGUUCCUAGAGUUUGCUAAGAGGUCAGCUCCUUUCAACAACUGGAUGGAGGGAGCCAUGGAGGAUCUGCAGGACAUGUUCAUAGUUCACACUAUUGAAGAGGUCCAGAGUCUAAUCGCAGCUCAUGAGCAGUUCAAAGCCACUCUGCCUGAGGCCGAUGCAGAGAGACAGGCCAUCUUGGGAAUCCACAAUGAGGUGCAGAAAAUUUCCCAGAGCUAUGGGAUCAAGGCCAACAUUAACAACCCCUACAGCUCCAUUACAACAGAAGAGCUUCUCAAUAAGUGGGAGAAGGUGAAGAAGCUGGUUCCUCAGAGAGAUGGAGCUCUCCAGGAGGAAAUGGCUCGCCAGCAUGCCCAUGAAAGGUUGAGACGACAGUUUGCUGCCCAGGCUAAUCUCAUCGGACCCUGGAUACAAACCAGGAUGGAGGAAAUUGGGCGCUGCUCUCUGGAGAUUGGAGGCACACUGGAGGACCAGAUGACCCAGCUUAAACAGUUUGAGCAUGUCAUUGUUGCUUACAAACCGAACAUCGACAAACUGGAGGGAGAUCACCAGCUAAUCCAAGAAUCCCUUGUGUUUGACAACAAACACACAAAUUACACCAUGGAGCACAUCCGUGUUGGAUGGGAGCUACUCCUCACGACCAUUGCCCGGACGAUCAAUGAGAUUGAAACCCAGAUCCUGACCCGAGAUGCCAAGGGCAUUAGCCAGCAGCAGAUGAAUGAUUUCAGAUCUUCUUUCAACCAUUUUGACAGGAAGAAAAAUGGAGCGAUGGAAACCGAUGACUUCAGAGCCUGUCUCAUCUCCAUGGGUUAUGACUUGGGAGAGGUGGAGUUUGCCCGUAUAAUGAUGCUGGUCGACGCAAAUGGCACUGGCAUUGUCUCCUUCCAGUCUUUUAUUGACUUUAUGACCAGAGAGACUGCUGAUACAGACACUGCUGAGCAAGUUGUGGCAUCCUUCCGGAUCCUGGCAGCUGAUAAGCCCUACAUACUCGUGGAUGAGCUUAGGAGGGAACUUCCUCCUGAGCAAGCAGAGUACUGCAUCAUGAGGAUGCCCCCCUUCGCUGGUCCGGGAGCACCACCAGGAGCACUAGACUACGCUGCCUUCUCCACUGCCCUCUAUGGAGAGAGCGACCUUUAACUUGACUGACAACCUCUUGUCUUCUGAUCAUAACUUUUCCCUUUCAUCCAC
Menidia menidia (Atlantic silverside) is the source of this 2927-nucleotide messenger RNA. The record is from the annotation of a GenBank genome assembly. NCBI's taxonomy places the organism in Eukaryota, Metazoa, Chordata, Actinopteri, Atheriniformes, Atherinopsidae.